Messenger RNA from Vicia villosa (hairy vetch), 1427 nucleotides. RefSeq lists its product as uncharacterized. Gene Ontology annotation, cellular component: catalytic step 2 spliceosome. The record is from RefSeq and is a predicted model, not a curated record. Bases 224 to 1261 code for a protein of 345 amino acids. Lineage: Eukaryota; Viridiplantae; Streptophyta; Magnoliopsida; Fabales; Fabaceae. The transcript has 2 exons. Gene Ontology annotation, molecular function: RNA binding; protein binding.
AUACUACUACUGAAUAAUCAGGGUGUUAGGGUUUUGAACUCUCCCAUUUCUUCUUCGUCUUCACACGGUGCCUCCGGCAUCUUCCCCAGACGACGGCCAACUCGCACUCCUCCGCCGUACUUCAAAAUCUACCUGCAGAGCAGAACGCCACCGUAUAAUCCGUUGGACACUCAAGCUUGUGCAAAUUGAAGUUUGUUUAAUUCAAUUUUAAGCAAAGGUCAACAUGCAAGGUAUUCCUGGAGAAAAUGAACAUGCUCUGUCUGUUGUUGGUCCAAAGCCAAUGGAGUGGUCUACUGUUCCAUACAAUGCUCCUCGGGCUCCUGGGGCAAAUGGAAAACAACGGACCUCAAGUUUGGAAUCUCCUAUCAUGUUGCUGACCGGUCACCAGAGUGCUGUAUAUACCAUGAAGUUCAAUCCAACAGGAACUGUCCUUGCAUCUGGAUCCCAUGACAAAGAAAUUUUCCUUUGGAAUGUGCAUGGGGAUUGCAAGAACUUUAUGGUUCUAAAAGGUCAUAAGAAUGCAGUUUUAGAUCUUCACUGGACCUCUGAUGGGACACAGAUAGUCUCUGCCAGCCCUGAUAAAACCCUGAGAUUAUGGGAUACAGAAACAGGAAAACAAAUCAAAAAGAUGGUUGAGCAUCUCUCAUAUGUCAAUAGUUGCUGUCCUUCCCGGAGGGGGCCACCUCUUGUUGUCAGUGGCUCUGAUGACGGAACAGCAAAAUUAUGGGAUAUGCGCCAAAGGGGUUCUAUCCAAACAUUCCCUGAUAAAUACCAGAUUACUGCUGUCAGCUUCUCUGAUGCCUCAGAUAAGAUCUACACUGGUGGUAUUGAUAACGAUGUCAAGAUAUGGGAUUUACGUAAAGCUGAGGUUACCAUGACACUUCAAGGUCAUCAAGACAUGAUUACGAGUAUGCAAUUGAGCCCUGAUGGUUCCUACCUUCUUACAAAUGGCAUGGAUUGCAAGCUAUGCAUUUGGGAUAUGCGUCCAUAUGCUCCACAAAAUCGAUGUGUGAAGAUUUUAGAAGGCCAUCAACACAACUUUGAGAAAACUUUGUUGAAAUGUGGUUGGUCACCUGAUGGAAGCAAGGUCACAGCCGGGAGUUCUGAUCGAAUGGUUUACAUCUGGGAUACCACUUCUCGAAGAAUAUUGUAUAAGCUUCCUGGACACAAUGGAUCUGUUAAUGAGUGUGUCUUCCAUCCCAAUGAACCUAUUGUUGGGUCUUGUAGUAGUGACAAGCAGAUUUAUCUUGGGGAGAUAUGAAGCAUGGGGUUUUGAAACUAGCAAAAAUGAAAUGAGCAUGUUCAUGCUUUUCACAAUCAUUAGGGAUUGUAGACUUUAGACUUCCGGAUUCCUUGACUGUGUAACAUCCUGGUGAAACUGUUGUUGCUUUUGUUGCUAAUUAAUGUGUUUCAGAAUUUACAUUGCA